AUGAUCAAGAAGUACAUUGCUGUUAUAUCCGCUAACCUACUGCUAAAAAUUGCAUUUAAUUCGAGCCUAUUUGGUGCGCAUGCCUUGACCACACGAACAUACGGGGAACCAUCAAAUGCAGGGGAAAAAAUUAUUUUGGUUAACAAUAUCGAACCCCCAGAACAUGAUUCAAUCCAACCAGGUGACUACAUAGAGAUACAAGAAGACAGUGACGGUGUAAAUGUAGCAAAUGAGAAGUAUGAGAAUGAACAAGAUGUAGAACUUCAAAGCUUAGAUAAAAGUAUAAGAAUCGAGGAACAACGGGGAAUACAAAAGGAAGAAGAAAAAGAAAUAGAACUGGAAAAAGAGAAAGAGAACGACCAUGACCACUCUGAUAAAGAUGAAGAAAACCACUCUGAUGGCGAAGACAAUGAUGACAAAUUCAGUGGUGAAUAUAUAGUACAGGAAGUGAACGAAAAUGGAAUAGUUAUACAGGAAAAUAUAAACAGCAUUGACGAAUUGGAAGAUUUACUUGACUUCUAUAGAUCUCUUUAUUCAAUUUUGUUCGUAGAAUUUGAGACAACAAAAACGUACUUAAAUAAAAUUAUCAACUGCGCCACGGAUGAACAAAAAAAUGAACUCUUAGAGGACCACAUUGGUAUUUUACAAGAAAUGUAUGAAAAUUACAAAAAAAGUGAUAACUCUGGAUUACCCUCUGAGCUACGAGAUUCCAUGGCACUUCGAAUAAGUGAUCGCCUUAGAGAUUUCUGCUUUACCGAAUCCAUAACAGAUUCGUACAUGGAAACAUUAAAGUCUAUCUUCGCACUAGAAUUAGAAGUUUUCAAAGGUCUCUUUUGUUAUGUAAAAGAUAAAAGCACCUAUAAUGAAAAAAAGACAGUUAUAAACGACUUAGAAUUAAUAAGAUUUUAUCACGAAGAAUUACUUACGGAAAAUGGCUUGUACCUAACAGAUGAACAGCUAGACAAUGCCGCAAUGAGAGUAUCCAACUUUGUCAAUGACAUGUAUUUUCUGUGCUUCUCAAAUUAUGAAGAUAUGACAAUAUUCCGACAAAUACGGGAUGAAGCCAUCAGAUACUUCGACCUUUGA
Messenger RNA from Plasmodium inui San Antonio 1, 1086 nucleotides. RefSeq lists its product as hypothetical. The transcript has a single exon. NCBI's taxonomy places the organism in Eukaryota, Apicomplexa, Aconoidasida, Haemosporida, Plasmodiidae. Bases 1 to 1086 code for a protein of 361 amino acids. The record is from RefSeq and is a predicted model, not a curated record.